Messenger RNA from Klebsormidium nitens, 3625 nucleotides. The record is from the annotation of a GenBank genome assembly. NCBI's taxonomy places the organism in Eukaryota, Viridiplantae, Streptophyta, Klebsormidiophyceae, Klebsormidiales, Klebsormidiaceae.
AAGGUGAGCUAGGCAGAAUUCCGCGUUCGGUUCUCAGCUCUUUGGUGCUGAUCAGCCGCCUCCAGGUCCGCAUGCAAGCUGCCUUUCGCAGUCAACCCUGCUAAAAGACCUGUUCGUGUGCAAGUCGUUGCAAUGCCGAGGAAAAAGAAGGCAGCAGGGGCACCAGCCGGCGGCGAAGGGCCGGCACCUCCCACAAACCCCAAUGCUGGGGGGGCGCAAGGGCGGGGGCGGGGGCAGGGGCGGGGGCGGGGGAGAGGCCCCUCCCCUGGGCGAGGACAGGGCAACCGGCCUGCCGGAGGACCUGCCAUCAUACAAAGGGAGGAAAUGGGCGUCUUGAGUGCACAACCGUCUGGGGGGGGUGCUGUUGCAGCUAGCGGAGCCCCCCCAGCUGCAAUGCCACAAGGGGAGGCAAUGCAGGCUUCAACGAGCGGGGCUGCGGAAGCACAAAAAGAGCUGGGGCAACUCUCGUUGGCACAUGGGACCCAGAGACGAUCGGAGGGCGAGAAACCAUUUGAGGUGCCGGAGAGUCUCAAGGGAGUUACUCUAAUGAGGCGGCCCGGGUUUGGAUCAGUGGGGCAGCGGGCUGUCGUGCGGACGAACUAUUUUCUGGCCAAGUGCAACAAGGAGUUUCUAUACCAGCACGAUGUGGUCAUCCGGGAGACCCCUUCUCGCGGUGACGGCGAAGUGUCUUCCAAAGGUGUCCGCCGCGCCAUCAUGCAACAACUGCAGUCCACCCAGAGGGUUUCGGGGCUGGGGAACUGCCUGCUGGCCUUUGACGGCAACAAAAUUGCGUUCACGGCCAAACAGUUGCCGCAGGAGAUUAACGAGUUUGAGGUGGUGCUGCCGGAGAGGGACGGCCAGCCGGGCCGAGAGCGGCGCUUCAAGGUGGUGAUCACGGGCGUCGUGGCUGGCCGGAUCGACAUGUCGCGGCUGCUGCAGCAGGCAUACCAGCAGUACGACAUUCCACAGGAUGCGAUCAACGCGCUGGACACAGUCCUGCGCGAGACGCCCACCCACAGGGACACUCCCGUGGGCCGCUCCUUCUUCCGUCCGCCGCAGCCCAACCUCCUCCGAGAAGCUGCCUUGGGGGCGGGCCUGGAAGCCUGGCGGGGCUACUACCAGUCGGUGCGACCUACCGUGAGCGGGCUGGCGCUGAACCUGGACCUGUCCACGACGGCGUUCUACCAGGCGGUGCCCGUGCUGCAGUACGUGGGCGAAGUGCUGGGCCGCAACUGGAGCCGGGCGCGGGCCGCCUCGGAUGCGGAGCGCCUCAAGAUAAAGAAGAUGCUCAAGGGCGUCAAGGUGGAAGUGACGCACAACCCCAACAGCCGCCGCCAGUACCGCGUGCACGACAUCUCGCGCACGUCAGCUGCGCAGACCAUGUUCGAGCUGGAGGGCCAGGGCCAGGUGAGCGUGGCGCAGUACUUCGAGGCCCAUUACGGGUACCGCCUGCAGCACCCCAAUCUGCCGUGCGUCAUCGCCGCCUCCAACCGGGCGCACCUCCCCCUCGAGGUCUGCCGCAUCCAGGGCGGCCAACGCUUUCCGCGCAAGCUGUCGGACAACCAGAUCCGCAAUAUGCUCAAGAUCACCCAAAAGCGGCCGCCCGAGCGCGAAAAGGCGACUCAGCAGACCUUCAACCAGAACGCCUAUCCCAACGACGAGUAUGCGCGCGAGUUCGGGAUCUCGGUGGACACCCGCAUGAUGGAGGUGGAGAGCAGGAUCCUCCCGCCGCCGCCCCUGAUGUAUGGACGGAACCGCCGGGUGCAGCCCGGGCAAGGCGCCGGAGAGUGGUCCAGGCAAGACAAAGGGGCGGUGUUCGCUGAGGGCGUCGUUAUCCACGCCUGGGCCGUCCUCAACUUUGAGGCGGUGCACGACGCGGUGGCCGCCCACCUUGCCGCCAGCCUGGCUAAUCGCUGCAACCAGCUGGGGAUGCGCAUGCCGGCCGCGCCGUCCGUCCCUCCCCGCGUGGUAUCCAGCCGCGACACGGGCAGCCUGGGGGCGCUGCGCCGCGCGCUGCAGAAGCUCAAAGCGGACGUCAACGCCGCACAGCCGAACCCGCUGCAGCUCGUCGUCUGCAUCUUCCCCUUCACCAGCCCCGGGCUCUACGGCGACCUGAAGCGGCUGUCCAUCACGGAGCUGGGGUUCGUGACGCAGGGCUGCCUGGCCAAGCACGUAGACAACCCGGGGACGGUCUACCUUGGCAACCUCGCGCUCAAGAUCAACGUCAAGGUGGCCAGCGAAGCGGCGGCCAAGCGCAUCGGCUGCAACUUCGCGCUGGCGCAACCGGACACCCUCACUUACUUCCCCCGGGGGGAGCCCACAAUCGUUUUUGGAGCGGAUGUCUCCCACCCCGGACCUGGUGACGACGCUCCAUCGAUUGCUGCGCUGGUGGCGAGCCAGGACUGGCCGUACCAGGGUCGCUACCGCGCUAUCGUGCGGACGCAGGAGAAGCACGUCGAAAUGAUCCAGCGCCUGCAGGAGGACGUCCAGUCACACUUGCUGGCCUUCUAUCAGGCGACCCGCACGCAGCCCCGAAACAUCAUCGUCUACAGGGACGGCGUCUCGGAGGGGCAGUUCAUGCAGGUCCUUCUGCGCGAGCUGGACGCAAUGCUCAAGGCGUGCGCUCGCAUGGGCGACCCCGGCAGUUACCGCCCGCGCAUCACGUUCGUGGUGGUCCAGAAGCGUCACCACACGCGCUUCUUCCCCACCACGGAUGCGAAGGACCGCUCGGGCAACGUGCCAGCAGGCACGGUGGUGGACACCGGCAUCACUCACCCGACGCAGUUCGACUUUUUCAUCAACUGCCACGCGGGACUGCUGGGCACGAGCCGGCCGACGCGGUACAUCGUCUUGUUCGACGAGAACAACUUCACCGCGGACAAGAUGCAGAUCCUGAGCAAUGCGCUGUGCUACACCUACGCGCGCUGCACGCGUGCUGUCUCAAUCGUUCCCCCGGUGUACUACGCCCAUCUGGCGGCGGGCCAAGCGCGGUGCUUCGUGGACCCGGUGGACAGCGACAGCGGCAGCGCCACCGGCUCGACCGCCAGCACCGCCAGCCGCCGCGCGGGGCCGCCCUCCGUGAAGGAAAUGCCGGGGAUUCCAAGCGAGGUGGUAAACACAAUGUACUAUUGCUGAUCAAUUAGGGGCGAGGAGUUUGUGGAAAUGUAUAGAGUUAGCUAGUGACCUCUGUCACUUGGUGCAAUGCACGCUAGUCGUGGUCACGAAGGAGUGCGUGGGUUUGUACAUAUGUAUAGAGGUUUGUCGGCCGUCAAUGCUUUGUAAGAUAGUGGUAGUCACGAGUGUGGUCUUUGCCAGCCGAUUCCUCCAGCCAGAAGAACACGUAGAGUUAACGUUUGGACAGGAUUCGAUCAGCUAGUUGACUGGCCGUCCUAUCCGUCUAGAGCAGAUUGUGGCAUUUGCAGGUGCAUCUAAGUCCGUCGGACUCGGAUACAUCGGCUCUAGUUCCCUUGAAGAGCUUUGACCUAGUCGAUGGUCAGCGCGGCUGCUUGUGACUGAUCCUGGCACUGAAGACAUGUUCCGACCACGUCAGGGUUGCCAGUGGGCCUACAAAUCAUUUUGUAGAGAUUUCAGGUGCACUUACAUAUAUCAAAUCAAGUUGUUGGGC